AAGGGCGUGUUGCCUACAACUCCCAGCGGCCAGUCGAGUUACCAAACUUCAGUGGAGAGUAAAACAGCGAGGAGACAACCGUGGACUAAAACGAGAAGCUAUUUGUUUCGUUAUUUUGUUGUUGUUGGUGAAUACAUGUUAGCUAUGUCAUCUAUGUAAUUGUACACGAUAGCGAGUUAAUAUAACACACGGUAUAUUUAGUCUUUAAUUGACAGUCUAGAAAAAAAUAAACUAAUGAGACUAUAAAGGAAUGUUUUGGUGAAAACGAAAGCUUGACGCUUCCACCGAAACAAAACAGCAGUCAUUAUAUAUACAGUUUCCUGGUAUUCAUUGCACAGCCUGAAUGGAAAACGUUUUAUAUUGUUAGUUAACCAGAAAGCUAACUAACUCUUUAGUGUCUCUAGUGAGACUUAUCAAGACUCGACAGCAUCGAUAAACCAACUAUGGACGGAUGUCAACCAAACAUGCGGCAAAAUAACAACGAAAAAAGUGUAGAAAAAUGUAUGGACGAAUACCUGAAAUCCAUCGGCUUUCACCGGAAAAAAAUAGCCAAAGACGGGUCGUGUUUAUUUCGGGCUGUAGCUGAACAGGUGUUACACUGUCAAAGCCUCCAUACCAAAGUCCGUGCCACCUGUGUGCAGUAUCUAAAGAAGAACAAGGAGAACUAUGCAGCGUUCAUAGAAGGAGACUUCGAGGAGUACAUAAUGAAACUUGAGGACCCUCAGCACUGGGUGGGAGAGGUGGAGAUAUGUGCACUGGCUCUGAUGUACAAGAGUGAUUUCAUCAUCUUCCAGACCCCUGGUAAACCUCCUGUUCAAAUCACGGACAACGGCUUUAAUGACAAGGUGCGUCUGUGCUUCCUGAACGGGAACCAUUACGACAGUGUCUACCCCAUAGCUCAUGUGAAGAAUGCUGCCCUGUGCCAGUCCGUCCUGUACGAGCUCCUCUAUGAGCGCGUGUGUGGCACGGACCAUUCCGUGGUGGCUCCCUGUCUGAAGGGCGGUACCGGUAACCGUGGUAACGACCUUCUCGAAGACGACCCGGACAACGAGCAGUGUCGUAGCAGCGACGAGUCGGACCUGGAGGGAGAGGACGCUCUCUGGAGCCAGGAUGGACCAGCUGGACCUGCAGCCCGGGGACUCACCGCUAAGGGUCGAGGAAGUCGAGGCCCACCCUUCUCCAACAGGGUCAGACGUUCUCUCAAUCCCUUCCUCUACAGAAACACUGAGUACGAUGUCUGGGUCAAGUCCAAGAGAGCUCAGCAGAAGCUGGAUUUCUGCAUCGCCGCUGGGAUGCAGUAUACAGUGGGAGACAAGUGCAAGGUUCGCCUUGACAACGGUGGGCGUUACUAUGGCGCCUACAUCCAGGAAGUGUCGCCUGACAACGGGCCCGUCACUGUCUUCAUAGAGGAACUGGGCAAGAAACACACUGUGUCCCUCUGGAACCUGCGCCCCCCCACAGAUGAGACGUUGUCCUGGAGCACGGUGGCCCGAGACGGAAAGAGACUGAACAACGGCUCUGCUCCAAACUCUGAUUGGGAGGGCAGGGGAAGAGGGAGGAAGUCAGGGAAGCCUUCAACGCCGUCGGCAACGCCGUCUGUCUCCCAGGCUAAAGGACCCUCCCAAAGUGGUGGCCGCGGUGUCCAGAAGCCCCUGCAGGCCACCGUAGAGGAGGGAGGUGUCCGGAGCACCAACACCAGGAGACCCUCUUCCAGCUCUGUGUCAGAGGCAGCAUCAGUAGCAGCAGUAGCAGCAUUUGGUCUAUCAGAGGCACAGCGUCAAGCCAAAGAGGAGGAGCAGAGGAACAUGGCCCUGCUGGAGAUGGCACUACGGGAUGAGAGAAGCUUCCCUGCACUGGGGGUGGUGUCUAAUGCCAGUGAGGGGAAGAAGAGGACAGGCAGAGGCAUGAGGAGAUCAACACUAGAGGAGGAGAGGAAGACCCCAUCACCUCCUUCUCCUAACCUUCCUCCUACUCCUAACCUUCCUCCCACUCCUAACCUUCCUGCCACUCCUAACCUUCCUGCCACUCCUAACCUUCCUGCCACUCCUAACCUUCCUGCCACUCCUAACCUUCCUGCCACUCCUAACCUUCCUGCCACUCCUAACCUUCCUGCCACUCCUAACCUUCCUGCCACUACUAACCUUCCUGCCACUCCUAACCUUCCUGCCACUCCUAACCUUCCUGCCACUCCUAACCUUCCUGCCACUCCUAACCUUCCUGCCACUCCUAACCUUCCUGCCACUCCUAACCUUCCUGCCACUCCUAACCUUCCUGCCACUCCUAACCUUCCUGCCACUCCUAACCUUCCUGCCACUCCUAACCUUCCUCCCACUCCUAACCUUCCUCCUACUCCUAACCUUCCUCCUACUCCUAACCUUCCUGCUACUCCUAACCUUCCUGCUACUCCUAACCUUCCUGCUACUCCCAGCCUUCCUCCAACCACCAUUCCUUCCACCCCUAUCCAUGUCAAAUCCUGGCCUAAAACAACUGCUGCUGUUCCUGUCGUCCCCACCCCUCACCUCGUCCCACCUGUGUCUGGGGUUUUAACUGCCCUACCUCUGGUGACCUCUGUGCCCGACACGGUGACUUCUGUGCCCGACACGGUGACUUCUGUGCCCGACACGGUGACUUCUGUGCCCGACACGGUGACUUCUGUGCCCAACACGGUGACUUCUGUGCCCGACACGGUGGACCAAUCCCCUCAGACAAUACAGACUGUCCCUCUCAACCCCCCCUCUCUCAAUCUCACCCACCCCUCCUCUCUUCCACAAUCUGGUCAACCCUAUGUACCCCAAUGUUCUCUCUCCCAGCCCCCCCUCUCCCAGCCCACCCUCUCCCAGCCCCCCCUCUCCCUGGAUCCUCCAUCCAGUGAGGUCUCCUCAGCCUACACCCCAGCUUUAUCCCACAUCGGUGUUCCCCCCACUUCCUUCCUCCCCACCAACCACCCUCCUCAUCCUUCCUCCCACCCUUCCCUUCCCCCCGGGCUCUCCCCAGCCCCCCUCCAGCCCCAGACUGUCACCCAGCCCCCCCUGUCGUUCCACCAGCUGGCUCAUCUCUACCAAGACCCCUUGUUCCCAGGGUUCCCUUUGUCUGACAGGGAAGAGAUAGUCCAGACUCCCCCUUAUUCUUAUAUCCACACGGGAGAGGACCUGCCACGAGAUGUCAACAUCCUGAGGUUUUUCUUCAACCUUGGUGUGAAGGCGUUCACCAACCCCAUGUGGCCCCCCCACUCUUACAUCCUCCCUCUUCACCAGGCCUACAGCAUGCAGCCCAAACUACCCUCAGUCUCCCUCCCCUCUUCCCACUGGUACCCCUCCCACCCCUCCACCGCGCCCCAGGAGGGGUAUGGACACCCCCACCCUCAGUACCCCUCCUCCUCGGGUUUGGGGGGCCUCCAUCUGCAUGACAACCUCCCGAGAUCAACCCCCCAAUUGGCUGCAGAACCUCCCCAGCAUAUGGAGUUCAGAUACGGGCAGGAUGGGCGCUCCGCCCUGGGGUACCCUUCCAACCGCCACCUUCACCCUGCCUCAACCCAGCCCGUGCCGUUCCAGCCACGUAUGGCUGGCUCUCUACCCUGGUGUAGCAACGUUACCCCGCGACCGAACGCCUACGCUGGGGUAUGUUCUGUACCCACACCCCUGACACAAUACUCUCCACAAGCACCCCAACCUGCACCUACCAACCAGUACCCGACUGCACCUCCCAACCAGUACCCGACUGCACCCCAAUCCUCUACCCACACCUCUCAAGCUCAGCCCUACACUCCAGCUCCAGCCACCUCCCCUCCCUCCGUACCCCAGUACCAAUCAGCGGCUCUGGGGUACCCUCCCCCGAGGCUGCCCAGUGGGAACCAGACCCAAGGACCGCUGGAUCCUCGCCCCGCCAGUGGUGCCUCUUCCCUGGGUAUGAGGUCCAGCCACAGCCCCCUGGAGAUCCCUAAUGCUAAUACUACCUCUGUUGUCAAUAUUACUACUGAUGCUACUACCUUGUCUAGUACUACUGCUUCCAACACAGAGAGAGCUUUACAGACUGUUCUUGCAGGCUUCGCAGACAGAGGACAGGGAGACAUGAAGACGGCUGGCACUCUGCUAGUGAACCCUCUUCCUCCUCCUGAGCAGGUCACAUGGGUCCCCGAGGGUCACCUGAUAACAACAGUAAGUGCCCAGACCGUGUUCAAGGAUGUAUCCGUCGGCAUGGCGAUGCAGGGUGCGGGCGACGCCCCCAUGACCCAGAGCGGGGCGGAGUUUAACAUGAAAACGACCAAUGAGACGACGGGGGGGAGCUGGGGCGUGACUUCAUAUUUAGUGCCCCAGGCCCCAAGCGGCGUAACAUCAUUGGACCGAGACUGGGAGGGAGGGGAGUGGCUAGACCCUAAUGACCACACCCUCAGAAACGGAAAGAAGUUCUACAGUCGCUCCUUCAGAGGUGGAGGAGGGAGGGGAGGACACGAGGAGGGAGGAGGAGCCAGAGGGUAUAGAGAGAACCGUUGGAGGGGGGAGAGACGGGGGGUAGGAGGUUACCGAGGAGUGGGGAGGAGAGAUAACAGGGAAGGUUUCCGGGAGCAAGAUCGAGGGGACAGGAAGCAGGAAGGAAGAGGGGGCGACGCCACCUCUAAAGGACAAAAUGUGAGGGGUCGGGGGAGGAGCUACCACUACAAUCAACAGCAAUCCAAUGGCAGAGAGGCAGGCAACUCUAGUGGGAUGAGGAACCCCCCUUAUACAGAUUUGUGAGAUUUGAUUGGCUGAUAUGUUUUUUUUGGGGGGGGGGGGGAUUGUUUAUAUUUUUGUUUUUUUUCUGAUUUGGUAUUUUAAUCGUCUGGUUUGUGGGAUUAUAUAGCUGUCGUUGGACUCCUCUUUUAAAAAAGAAAAAAAAAUCUGUCAAGUGUCUCCGUGUUAUUGUUGCUUUCUGGACUCAGGCUGUAUCCCAUAUAUAGUGCACUACCCCCCCCCCCCCCCCCCCCCCCCCAUAGGGCCCUGGUCAAAAGUAGUGCACUAUAUAGGGAUUAGGGUGUCACUUGGGAUACAGACUAUCUCCUCUGAAAGAUGUUAAUCCUGCACAGGUAGUUAAUGUUAUUCCAGGUAGAUGUUAUUCCACUUAGAUGUUUGAAUUUUCAUUUAAUAAAAGUUUGCUCUAUUUGACAUUUCCUUUA
Molecule: messenger RNA, 5149 nt
Organism: Oncorhynchus mykiss (rainbow trout)
Lineage: Eukaryota; Metazoa; Chordata; Actinopteri; Salmoniformes; Salmonidae
Gene: otud4
Product: OTU deubiquitinase 4
Biological process (GO): protein deubiquitination; negative regulation of toll-like receptor signaling pathway; regulation of protein K48-linked deubiquitination
Molecular function (GO): cysteine-type deubiquitinase activity; K63-linked deubiquitinase activity
Source: RefSeq, a predicted model, not a curated record